Messenger RNA from Rotaria sordida, 807 nucleotides. The record is from the annotation of a GenBank genome assembly. Lineage: Eukaryota; Metazoa; Rotifera; Eurotatoria; Philodinida; Philodinidae.
CAAAUAAAAACUCGUAUAUGUUCAGCAUUAAUAGCUUCAAAAAUUUUAAAAUCAUUAGCACAAUACGCCCUCGAUCAUCAAUCAAAACACACAUUAAAUAAUGAAGCUGAUGAAUUUGAAAUGUGUCCUAUUGAAUGUGUACCUUGUGCCUAUUUCUAUGAUGCCGAACAAACCUGUGAAUUAAUUAUUCGACGUCUUGACGUUUAUGUAAAUGUUACAUGUUUGCAAAUGGCGAUUGCGGCUGAUAAUCCGACAAACUUUUCAGCUACAAGGAUUAUAAUGGCUUAUAAUCUAGAACUAUGGUUCAUUCGAUCACUUCUUUUUAUUGGCAUAGCUCCGAAUCUCGGUCCGAAAUUAGUGAUGAUCCGAAAGAUGACGAACGAUUUAUUGUUUUUCAUAUUUCUUAUGAUUAUUGUCAUUUUUGGGUAUGGAAUUGCAUCAAGAGCCAUGAUAGCCUAUGGUACUUUCGAUUUCGAUGGAAGACAAUUUUUUCGCAAUGUUGUAUAUUCAGUUCAUUAUUUUAUGCUGGGUAAUUUUGAUAAUGAAGUUGAAUCAUUUGAAGGUAAAAUUUGUAUCGAUCAAUUGGGCACUCUCUAUGUGGCUGAUACUUCGAAUCAUCGAAUAAUACGUUGGCCCAAAGGAGCCACACAAGGAAGUGUGAUUGCUGGUGGAAAUGGUGCAGGACGACAGUCAAAUCAAUUAACAUCCCCCGUUGGUUUAUCAUUCGAUCGACAUGGUAAUCUUUAUGUUGUCGAUUACGAAAAUGAUCGAGUACAAAAAUUUAAUAUCGAACAGACAGCAAAUUAA